AUGGAUCUCACCUCUGCUCUGGGAGGGUACACUGAUCUCAGACUGAUAAACGGUUCAGACUCUUGUUCUGGUCGAGUUGAACGUCAGUACUUCAGUAAAUGGGGCACAGUGUGUAAUGCAUGCUGGGAUAUGAGAGCUGCCAGUGUCCUCUGUAGACAGCUGAAUUGUGGGAUUGCUGUGUCUGUUGUGGGAUCAGACUGGUUUGGAGAGGGAAGUGGAGAAAUCUGGGCUGAUGUGUUUGAUUGUGACGGGAAUGAAACAAAACUCUCAGAAUGUUCCAUCUCUUCAUGGAGUCGAGCUGAACGUUCUCAUAGACGAGAUGUUGGAGUCAUCUGCUCUGAUUCCUCUCUGGCUGUUCAUGAUGGUCUGGUGCGGUUGUCUGGAGAGAGACAGUGUGAGGGGGAGGUGGAAGUUUUCAUCCAUCAGGUCUGGAGGAGAGUUCUGCUGGACUCCUGGAGUCUCACUGAAUCCUCUGUGGUCUGCAGACAGCUGGGCUGUGGCUCUGUGCUGAACUUCUCCAGCUCCUCUUCAUCCAGUCCUGAACACAGUCAUGAGUGUGUGACGGGCUUCCAGUGCUCUGGGAGUGAAGCUCAUCUGGGGAACUGCAGCUCUCCACAAACUCUCAACUGCAGCUCCACACAACAGCUGUCAAUCACCUGCCUUGGUCGUGGGUCCAUCAGGCUGGUGGGUUCUGGGGGAGACUGUGCAGGGAGGCUGGAGGUUUUUCACAGCGGCUCAUGGGGGACAGUGUGUGAUGACUCCUGGGAUAUUAAAGAUGCCCAUGUGGUGUGCAGACAGCUGCAGUGUGGAGUGGCCCUCAGUAACCAGCAGGUACCAGCCUGGUUUGGUCCUGGUUCUGGACCCAUAUGGCUGGAUGAGGUGGAGUGUGAGGGGAAAGAGACGUCACUGUGGAGCUGCUCUUCUCCAGGCUGGGGAAAACAUGACUGUCAACACAAGGAGGAUGUAGGAGUCGUGUGCUCAAAGUUUAAAGAGAUCAGGUUAACUGAGGGCUGUGAAGGGAAUGUGGAGGUUUUCUACAAUGGAUCCUGGGGAAAUGUGUGCUGGAACAAGAUGGACAGAGACACAGCGAGUCUGAUCUGUCAAGAGCUGAACUGUGGAAGAUCUGGUGCUUUUUCCAGUUCUAUACCAAGAGUGGAAUCAGCUCCUAACUGGCUGGAUGAAGUGAAAUGUCGAACACAUGAUUCAAAUCUGUGGCAGUGUCCAUCUUCACCCUGGGGACAGAAUGACUGUGGUGAAAAUGAAGUGGCUAAAAUCACCUGCUUGGAACAGGAGAGUCAUGAGUCCCCUAGAAGCUCUUUGUCAUGCUCCACAUCUCAACGUCAGAGACAGUGUUCAGAUCAUGUUCCUCUCAGACUGAGUGGAGGGGAGGGGCGGUGCUCUGGGAGGCUGGAGGUGUAUCAUAACUCUGUGUGGGGCUCAGUCUGUGAUGAUCUGUGGGACAUCAGCGAUGCUCAGGUGGUCUGCAGGCAGCUGGGUUGUGGAGCAGCACUGAGGGCUGAUGGGAAUUCAGUCUUUGGUGCUGGUGAAGGUGUUGUGUGGCUGAACGGAGUCGAGUGCAGAGGGAAUGAGAUUCACCUGUGGGACUGUCCUCUCUCCCUGAAGAACCACACUGACUGCUCCAACAAAGAUCACGCUGGACUCACCUGUGCAGAUUUGUCAGUGUCCACUACUCCUGCCACAUCAUCAUCAUCUUCUCCUCCAGUUUCUCAGACAGUGAGCUCAACAUCAAUCUCUCGUUCACAAACUCCUCUGUCUCUAUCUGUGCUUGUGAUUGUACUGGGAGUUGUGCUCUUACUGCUCUUAGUGCCACUGCUUAUACUGAUUCAGCAGAACAGAGUGAUGAGGAGAGCUCUCUCUAAGAGGAGACACAGGACCAAGACUGAGGCCGUUUAUGAGGAGCUUCAUCACAGACCAUCUAACAGACACAGUCUCUUCACUCAGAGGGGAAGUGUCCUUUCUACUGAACAGCAUUCUGGGUAUGAAGAUGCUGAUGAGCUUCUUUCAGCAAAUUCUGCAGUAGGAGCCACACCUGACUAUGAUGACGUCACCACCACUGAAGGACCAGCAGUAGAGCAACAAAACACACCAGAGAAUUAUGAUGAUGUAAUCAUUCCUGAACGGAGACCUCAUGAUACAGAUGACUUAGCAGAAAACUAUGAUGAUGUCAUCAUCAUACAGCAGUUCUCCAAUGAUAAAAAAGAGGACGAUCAGGAGGAGUAUGAUGAUGUGAAGAACGUCAGGGAAAAUAUGAGUGACAUGUUUGACUAUGAUGAUGUGGAGGAAGAUCCAGGAAAACAUGGAAGCGCUGUAUAACUCAAACCACACACACACACACUGCCUCAAAUCAAAGUUUAUAAGUGGUCUGAAAAGUGUUUAAGAUCCUACACUGUAUGUUUUACCUGCAGUCCAGCAAUGUUUUAUGUUUUUACUUUUAAGCCACCACAAUCACAGUCUUUAACAUUUCACAGCAACUUCUACUUAUAAAAAUAUAAUUCCUUUUAAAUGUAGACCCACUGCUGGUGGACUUGUUGGAAUUUACUUUGGGAAACAAGUUUACAAACAGCAGCUUUGAACAAUUAUCAGAAAAGCAUGUUCACUUUAUGUCCUGCAAAAGGAGUUUCUUACUGUCAGAAACAUGUGACUUGCACUGUGAGCUGAAAACCAGAGCUUGUUUCAUGUAUUAGUUUUAGAUUUGCUUGCAAUUUAAUUGUUGUUUUGAAUUGAUGUCCAUGUUUUCUAUUAAAGAGUUAAAAUCAGACUGACU
Messenger RNA from Megalobrama amblycephala (Wuchang bream), 2785 nucleotides. Its product is annotated as scavenger receptor cysteine-rich type 1 protein M130-like. NCBI's taxonomy places the organism in Eukaryota, Metazoa, Chordata, Actinopteri, Cypriniformes, Xenocyprididae. The record is from RefSeq and is a predicted model, not a curated record. Gene Ontology annotation, cellular component: membrane. The coding region runs from base 1 to 2334 and encodes 777 amino acids. The transcript has 15 exons.